Molecule: messenger RNA, 710 nt
Organism: Eleginops maclovinus (Patagonian blennie)
Lineage: Eukaryota; Metazoa; Chordata; Actinopteri; Perciformes; Eleginopidae
Exons: 4
Coding region: 11-709 (232 amino acids)
Molecular function (GO): protein dimerization activity
Source: RefSeq, a predicted model, not a curated record
CCCAGUGACAAUGGCAUGUCUGAGAGCCAUCAGGGAUGCUGGUGAUGCACAGCCGCUUGGAUCUUUCUUGGCCCAGCUCCUCAAUGACCUGGAUGACCCUGCAGGAUUAGGGGCCUUUGAAAUCAGUCAUGAAGAGGUGAGGGGAAGGAGAUGCAGAGGCCAGGUGGAGUACACCAGAGACAUGCUCUGGUCCCGGUUCAGGACACAGGUAAUGGAGCCAUAUCUGGAUGGUCUCCUGGACAGCCUGGACAGGAGAUUUCAAAACCUGGGGAUAAUUGGAGCUUUCCAUGUGCUGGGACCCAAGGCACUUAAAGAAGAUGAUGCUGUCGUCACUGAAGACCUCAAGAAACUGUCCAAAAAAUUCCUGCAGCAGCAGCAGCCUGAAACCACUCUGCUUCAGGAAUGGUCAUCCUACAAUCAGCAUUUACUCACAGGAGCUUUUAAGGAUAUGGACCAAGUAACAACAAUGGAAAAACUGUCAUCCCAGAAUGACGAGUGGGCACAGCUGUAUCCCUCCAUGAGCCAGCUGGCAGCCAUUGCCCUGACGGUUCCCAUCUCAAGUGUGAACUGUGAGAGGGAUUUUUCAAUGAUGAAUAGGGUGAAGACUGACUUGAGAAACGGGCUGCAGGGGGAUCACCUUGCAGCAUGUAUGCUCCUGAGCAUCAGCAGGCCCCCCUCCAUACAACAGAGCCUUAUAGCUCUUCUAUAAA